Chara braunii is the source of this 1755-nucleotide messenger RNA. NCBI's taxonomy places the organism in Eukaryota, Viridiplantae, Streptophyta, Charophyceae, Charales, Characeae. The record is from the annotation of a GenBank genome assembly.
CGGGACUUCUCCCACAAACCUCGUAGAGUAUGACGACCCUUAUAGAGAGGAAGUUCGCGCACAUCGUUCUAACGGCGGGGAAGCGGGCGAGCAUAAUGGACAGAGUCAAAGAUCGCAUCAAGAUGAUGCGGCAGCCCGUCCACGCAUUGGCAUUUCUUCUGGACCCAUACAAGAGAGAGUCGAGGUGGCUGCACGAUCAAGACAGCGCGCUUGUGCAGAAUGCGAUGCGUUUCCUUUCGAGGCAGAUCGGAGGUGCUUGGAAAGGGCCGGAGCACGUCGAGAUUUGGGGUGACCUGGCCGAGUUCCACUCCAAGCCCACAAGGAACGGCCCAAAGAGGAAGGACACAAAGAUGUGGGACCCCACAGCGMAGGCAGAUGUUGAGAGGAAGACACCGUCAGAGUGGUGGGCAGCACAUGGUGGCGAUGUGCCCGAAUUGCAGAAGAUUGCGAUCAAGGUUAUGGGCAUGUGGAGCACUGCAUCACCGGCGGAGAGGAAUUGGGCUUCCAUGGACUUCGUCCACUCCAAACGAAGGAACAGCUUGGCGCCGGAGAGCUUGGAGAAGCUCGUCUACAUCCACUGGAACAUGCAGCUGUUGCGUCUUCCGGAGACUAAGGACGGGGGCUAUGUGGAUUUGUGGAGUAUAUUCGUCGAGCCCAUCCCGGAGCCUGCAGAGGACGACGGAUCAUUGUUGAAGGGGCCCGAGGACGAGGCCGAGAAGACAGAGGAGGAGCUUGUUCGGGAAAGGAGGCUCGUGAAGACUCCAAAGGGAAAGAUUCCCAAGAAUCUCGAGGACGUUGAGGAAGAGCACACGGACGACAGUGAUUUGGACGACGAGCUGUGGAAGGGGAAGUGUGGAGCGUCAGACGAUUCAAGUGCCAGCGAAGAGGAGGCUGAUGUUGAUUCCGAUUUUGAGCUGCAACCGGAGCCUGCAGUCCCGGGCACAAUGUAUGUAGGCAGGAGGCGAACUGGACGACAGCGUAGAGAGGAGCCACGCCCAACAGCAACACCGGCCACAGCAGGGGGAACAGGACAGUACGAUCCGCAGCUCGACGUCAACUUUGCACAGCCAGAUACGGACCUCGAGAUGUUGCUGCAAACCGGGGUUGACGAAGAUGAAGAGGAUGCCAACCGUGCCAAGGCUAUGGCUGACAGGGACAGCGACCUAGUCCGAAAACGGAUGAUGGAGGAGGAGGCCCGCCGUGCASCUGUCCCAACCSGCAGAGAGAUUGAGAGAGGCCAGAAAAACGCCUUGGAGCAUCAACAGCAUAUGGAUCGGGCUUUGGGGGUCGUGGAAGAGGUAGAAGAGGAAGAAGAGGAGGAGCAGCGGCAACCAGAGGAGGGAGAGGAGAUGGAGCGGCAAGAAUAGGGGGACGACGUGAUGCAACGAGAGGAGGGAGAGGACAUGGAGCAGCAAGAAGAGGGCGAAGACGUGAUGCAACAAGAGGAGGGAGAGGACAUGGAGCAGCAAGAAGAGGGCAAAGACGUGGUGCAACCGCAUGAGGAAGAGGAGACGGAGCAGUAAGAAGCGGGUGAAGACGUGGUGCAACCGCAUGAGGAAGAGGAGAUGGAGUAGCAAGAAGAGGGGGAGGGCAUGGUGCAGCAGGAGGUGCAGCAUGACGUGCUUGGAAAGGCCCUCGAAGACAAGCCCCAGUCCACAGCAACAGCUGUGUACACACGCAGGCCACGACCAGCGGACUCUCCGGAGUCCGCGGAUAAGAUGCCGAAAUUCCCUGAGAUAAACGAGGCUGUCCAAC